Messenger RNA from Neoarius graeffei (lesser salmon catfish), 2226 nucleotides. It is a transcript of the gene morn4, whose product is annotated as MORN repeat containing 4. The record is from RefSeq and is a predicted model, not a curated record. The transcript is spliced from 5 exons. Lineage: Eukaryota; Metazoa; Chordata; Actinopteri; Siluriformes; Ariidae. Bases 149 to 589 code for a protein of 146 amino acids.
CUGCUGCAGAGAGCUCGAGACCGCUGGCUGGCUGGUUUGUUUGUUUGUUUGUUUUCUUUCCUUCUCCGGAAAUUGAUAUAAUCACACAUUUUCAACGGAGUUUUAAUGCUUUUGCGACAACAAGGACAUUAUACAGGGUGUUUGAGGUAUGACACUGACCAGGGGCUCCUUCACUUACUCAACUGGAGAAGAGUACAGUGGUGAAUGGAAGGAAGGCAAGAGACAUGGUGUAGGGCAACUGAAGUUUUCUGAUGGCACUUGUUAUAAGGGUCACUUUGAGAAUGGCCUCUUCCAUGGCUCUGGGGUCCUAAUGUUCCCUGAUGGAUCCAGGUAUGAAGGUGAAUUUGUCCAAGGGAAAUUCCAAGGUGUUGGAGUUUUUAGCAGAUUCGAUGGGAUGAAGUUUGAAGGAGAAUUCAAAAAUGGUCGUGUGGAAGGACAUGGCUUACUGACAUUUCCGGAUGGUUCCCAUGGUAUUCCACGGAACGAGGGGGUCUUUUCUGACAACAAACUGCUGAAGCGGGAGAAGAGCCAGGCGGUGGUGCAGAGGGCCCGGAGCUCAGCCUGCACUGCACGCAGCCUCUCUGUAUGAUCAACACGCUAAUGAUGUGGUAAUCACCAUGCUGCUGCUCUUAGAUCAGCUUCCCAAACUCCACUCCUACUGCAGAGGCAAACAUCGAGAGUGAAACUGAUUCAGGAUCUCCACAUAGAGCUCUCUGUCACAUGCGUGUUGCAGCAGACCCUCAGGAAUGGAUAACAGGGUUUCCUUUCCCUCUAUCUCUCUUUCUCAGUGCUGGUCUGCCUCCAAUGCCUCUAGCUUAAAUAUAUAUAGGAAAAAAAACUGGGCAAGAUUAUUAUUGCUGCAUUUAUGUGAACUAUUUCAUCUUAGAUAUGAAGAAACCAAAGUCACCAUCAACAACAUGGGGCUACUGAGUGUUUUGUAUGAGGAAUCUGUGUGUAACAGUGAAUUUAUUAGCCUUUGUGAGACGGUGAUUGUGCACCUUCUUUAUUAUUUAUCUACUUAUUUAACAUUUGCUUAUUUAAAUGUUAUUUCAAGCACUUUUUCAUUUUGAUAGAAACAAUCUGACUUUAAAUAUAAAUUCACUUAAAUGUAAUCAAAAUGUAAUAUCAGGAUUUGUAUAUACCUCAUGAAAAACUACAUUGUACAUCCAGUGUUGAUGUUCGAGAUAAUCAGAAGCCUAUACAUAUAGUGGAUUGUAUUUUGAGUACAAAGCCGAUAACGUGUUUUCAAUUGAAGUCGGACAGUUUGGACAAUGAAGAGUUCAUGCAGGUGAUCCUGCUGUGUGGUUUUUCUCACCAGUGUGUAUCAUUUGUCUUUAUGCACUUUGUGUAGUAUUUUCUUGUAAGGACAGAAAGGUGUAGUCAGGCUCUACUGACUGUAUUUAUUGUAACUGCACUGCAAAAGCAUGUAUCUAAUCAGUUUUAUUCAAAAUGGUGUGAGGGGAACUAGGAAGUUUGCUUCUUUAUCUUCACCGUAAUAGCAUUCAUCCAGUAAUGGUGUGUAUCUUCUAAGAACUAGCAUAACCAUGGGUGUGGCUGUAGUCCAUUGAUCCGUAUGUCAGUGGUGUAUUCUGCUUGUCACUCAGUUCAUGUGAUAAUUCUAUUUUUAUCAUCCGGGUAACGACAGCCGGAUAUUGAGAAAACAUUCGAAAGCUGGCGGCGGGCAGGGGGAGGAACAAAAACUAGAUUUUAAUAAAAAGAAGGAGGGGCAUGUUCUCCUUGACCUUAGUGGAAACUACACCUAUUCUUAGCACUGACAAGGUAUUAGUGUUGUUAUGGAAUUACACUGAUACAAUAGAGGCCUAAAUAUUGACUACAAACUAAAAAUAUAUGUAUAUACAGCUGAUAAAAUAAUUUAUGGUAUAAUAACUGACAUACAACGCAAUUACGGACAGUAUUUUCUGCACUUUUGUUUGAUUAGUUAACUAUAGUUACACUGUUUUACUAUGUGCAACAUCUAAACUAUGAGCUGUACUCAUUACUUUAUAUUUAUCUAUACUCUGACACCAAAAUGUGUAUUACGGUAACUUCAGUAUUUACUUGAAAAGUUUGGAAAGAGAGACAAUGCAGAAAACAAAAACAUUUAUAACAGUAAUAAAAAAACUGACGAGGUGCUAAGUGAGUGUGUUUUAUUUGCUGGAUUUCAAUACCUGACUUUUCACUCAUCCAUAAAUAUGCCUGAUACAAUAAAGUUAUUAAAAUAUUUUU